Messenger RNA from Clupea harengus (Atlantic herring), 2634 nucleotides. Its product is annotated as Carbohydrate sulfotransferase 1-like. Gene Ontology annotation, molecular function: N-acetylglucosamine 6-O-sulfotransferase activity. NCBI's taxonomy places the organism in Eukaryota, Metazoa, Chordata, Actinopteri, Clupeiformes, Clupeidae. Gene Ontology annotation, biological process: sulfur compound metabolic process; N-acetylglucosamine metabolic process. The record is from RefSeq and is a predicted model, not a curated record.
GAGCGCGCGCCUCCAACCAUGUGAGUGUACUCAGGUAGUGCGAGACCACAGAAAGUGCCUGCCCCUCUGACACCCAAAGCAGAGUGCCCGCUGUCUGUCCCUCACUCCUGACUCGGCGGAGAGCUGCGCGAAAAGACAGGAAAGGGAUGCUUAUCCUUCUCCACUGCCUUCGGAGACAGGCCGGUGUUUGUCUUCGCCUCUGAGGCAGAAUGAGCUUGUGUUGUGACUGAGAGCGGGAAUUUGGGAAGACCGCUGCGCUCCGUGUGUACAGGUGUUGAGGAUGUAGGCUGGUGCAGAGGGAUGGAGUGCUCCUGGAAGACCCUGCUGCUCCUGGUGUGUGCCUCUCUGGCUGUGCAGUACAUCGCCAUCCGCUCCUUCAGGGAAUCCCUGCCUAGCUCCUGCCAGGGGAACUCCCACUGCCUGGAGCGCCAGUCUAAAGAGUCCCGAUGGAGAUCCGCGUGCGACAAAAGUUCAGCUCCCGUGGAGACUGCGGCCGCCAGGACAGGUUCGGUCCUGGGGCGUCGACACAUCCUGCUGUUUGCCGCCACGCGCAGCGGAUCCUCUUUCACCGGCCAGCUCCUCAACCAGCACUCUGGCAUCUUCUACGUCUACGAGCCGCUCUUCCACGUGUGGCAGUCCUUCACCAACGCCAGCUGCUGCCAGCGGAGGGCGCCGGAGCGGCGGGAGCUGCUGGGGGCCUACCGUGACCUGCUGCUGAACCUCUACACCUGCCAGCUCAGCUUCCUGGAGAGCUACAUCCACCCGCAGCCGCAGGACCACGUGACGGCCGCCCUGUUCCGCCGCAGCUCCAGCCACGCCCUCUGCUCGCCGCCCGUCUGCCCCGAGAGUGCCGACGAAAGCCUGGCCGGGCUGGCAGACGAGGCCUGGUGCCACAAAAAGUGCCGCAUCCUCAACCUGACCCUGGCGUCGGAGGCGUGCCGCGAGCGGGGCCACGUGGCCAUCAAGGCGGUGCGUGUCCCGACGGUGGGCGACCUGCGCACGCUCAGCGAGGACCCGCGGCUGGACCUGCGCAUCGUGCACCUGGUGCGUGACCCGCGCGCCAUCCUCACCUCCCGCAUGACCGUGUUCAGCGGGUUCCGUGCCUGGCGGAUCUGGAACGCCACGGGCCGGCAGCCACGCUACGUAGACCUGGCCCAGAUCGGCCACACCUGCCGGGACAUGGAGGCGUCCGCCGAGACGGGGCUGCUGAGGCCCGCCUGGCUGCGCGGCCGCUACCUGCUGCUGCGCUACGAGGACCUGGCCCUGCACCCCGAGGACAAGGCCCGGGACAUGUACCGCUUCCUGGGCCUGGACAUGGACCCCAGGGUGCUGAGCUGGAUUGCCCAGAACACCAACGUCAGCGCCCCCUCGGAGUGGCAGUACAAGUACUCGACCGCGCGGGACUCCAAGGCCACGGCCGAGAGCUGGAGGCUGCGGCUCAAUUUCAACAUCGUGCGGGCGGUGCAGAGCUUGUGCAACAGCACGCUGGCCCUACUGGGCUACAAACAGGUGCAGACUGUGGAGGAACUCAGGAACCUCUCCCACAGCCUGGUGGAAGCCAGGACCUUCUAGCUAGGCCUUUAAUCACAGCUGCUCUCUGACAUUCCUGGGUGGGGACCCUCCAUAGUUGAUUCAUUGUUCUGGACAGAGGACUGCCACAUUACAUUUGAAGAGUGUAGGUGUUGGCUACAAACCAAAUCACGAACACAAAUCCCUGCCAAGAACUGAAAUAAAAAAAAUAGUAAAAGAUGUAUUGACUACUUUUUCAGUCAUUCCCAUGUUUUUUACAUACGUUUAAAGUAUUGAUUUUUGAAUCACACAUUUUUCAUACCUGCCCAUGAUUAAACACUGAAAAGACACUGUGCCUCAGUUCAAGUCAGUUGACAGGUUAAAGUUUAUCCAUAAAGCUUAUUUUAAUUCACUGGCAAAGAUGCUGAAGGCAGUGACUCCAGAUAAUUUGCCUGUGAUUUAGCAUCAGUCGGUGUCUGUGCCCGGGGUAAGUUUUAAUGAUCGUGAGCUACACAACAAAUUAGACCACUCAGGGGCGUGAAACACCCACACAGCUGACUGGAGUCGUGAUUGCGAGGAAUCGACAUGCGGGAAGCUUUGUGUCUUGUGUUUCAUUUAGUCUGUAUAAUUCAAUGAUCUGCAUUUACAGUAAGAUGAGCUCUGAAGGUGCACACAGUGGAACUACAGAAAUAGUUUGCCUGUUUACAGAACCAUGAAUCGUUUCAAAGAUGCUUUUUUAUUGUAUCUUAAAGGGGAUGACAAAGCUGUGUGUUCAUUGAUUUGUAUAUUUAUUUCUUGUGUUCAUUGAUUUGUAUAUUUAUCUGUUCUUUUACGACUGCUGACAUUUUUAAGACGACGGAAGGGGAGAUUCUCAGGAUCUUUGUGGUCAGGGCUUGAAUGUUGUGCUUCAUCCUCAGAGACCUGGCAGGCUUGUUCUGCUGAGCAUGGAGUUAUGGGCCAAGUGCUGACCAUUUCUCAUGUUCAGUAUGCUGCAAACCUGAAUGUCAGCAUAAAAAUGUGCACCAAAGCGAAGAUCAGGUGCGGAUAAUAGCCAAGGCUUGAAGCUGUAUCUCAUUUGUUUUCCAUCCAUUUUGAGUGUUUACAGAAGAGAACAAAGGACAGCUG